This is a messenger RNA of Pecten maximus, 3074 nucleotides long. Its product is annotated as AP-5 complex subunit beta-1-like. Bases 73 to 2727 code for a protein of 884 amino acids. Gene Ontology annotation, biological process: endosomal transport. Gene Ontology annotation, cellular component: AP-type membrane coat adaptor complex; lysosomal membrane. NCBI's taxonomy places the organism in Eukaryota, Metazoa, Mollusca, Bivalvia, Pectinida, Pectinidae. The record is from RefSeq and is a predicted model, not a curated record. The transcript is spliced from 25 exons.
UAGACUAUGGUUUUAAGUUUAGACGAAAACGGACUAAUCUAACCUCCAAACGCAAAAGAGCAAACUUGGAAAAUGAGUGGACCAGCGGAUUGGGAAAGAAGAUUACUAACCAUUCGGGCAAACAUCGCAACGGGAAACAUUGAAAAACUAUUUGGAGAAGAAUAUAUCGUCAUUGACCUCUUGAAAGUGUUAUAUGAAGACUUGUUAGAUGUGUCAUCCAAGGUAGAACUGCUUGUUUUACUAGAGAGCUAUGGUGGUUAUGGAGGGAUACAGUCAAGCAGUGUUGAUCAGAUCAUUGCUUCCUUGCUGGAUGUAUUCCACCAGUACAAUGGCAGGAUGGAUAGUCAGUCCUUGUUUCUGGAGCAGCUUCUCAUGACAAUUACUACUUUGCUUGUCCAGUAUGAUCAGCUGGAUGGCAACAUCUUCAAACAGUCCUGUGAGGCUAUUGUUAAUGUUGCCACAUCACCAAGCAACGUUUCUGACACCAAGAGACUUCGAUCAUGUGCCUGUCAAUGCCUUAUACAGUUUGAGGAGUGGAUGCCGGGUUGUUUGUUGAAAGAAAAAGAAACCUUUCGAAGGAUUAUGAAAGUGGAGCGAUCAGAUGUGUACCAGGAUUACCUGCUGUUAGUUGUCAAUCUGGUGGAACAUGCGAUAUGUUCCAAUGGUAAUGACUCGCCUAGCUCAAGUGGUGCUAAUGGAAAUAAAUUGGAUCGGCAGUUUUCUUCUGACCCCCAAGAGAUGCGCCAAAUGGUAUCCAUGGUGAUGGAAAAUGUAGCAGUGCUUACUCCAAGCGGACUGUGGCAUGUCGUCUUGUCAUUGGUCAACUUCAUCCACCAUUUACCAGAGAUGUCUGCUAUGAUAUUCAAGCCGCUGAUGCUGCAUCACAUGGCUACCAUGGAUAUUUCUACGUUACAUCUUGUCCUAUAUCUACAGAGAGAAUUUGAGAAGGAGGUGUUGACAGAGGGGGAAGAAAAACAGCUGAUUCAAAGACUUCUGACAUCUAUCAAUCAUCCAUCAUUAAGUGCUGCCCACAGACUUUUUGUGUGUCAUUGGACUAGACACCAUUCCCUGUCAUGUGACGAAGGUACUUAUCUGUUACCCACGGCAAUGGCAGAUAAGUACAGGCUGUGCUUCUUCCCAAGCGUGUUUGAUCCACCAGACUGCCAACUUGCCAAGCUCUGUCUUUUUAACCUGUGUUUCUCUCCUUUACCGGAGGAGCCCAGUGGUGUGGCUGCAGCAUUGUUGCUAGGGAGUCUGGGAUACCUUCACAAGUUGGUGUGGCAUACAGGAAGUGACCGAGUAGCUGUGAUUCUGUUUCGUGCUCUGUUCCACAUGUACCAGCGACACUGUAGUAAAUCCUUCUCUCAGGAUAUCAAUCGGUUUCUCCGAGGCCUCGUCUCUGGAUUUCCCUACUUCAUACCACAUGCUUUGGACUUCAUUGAGUGUUUGAGAAACACCACACCCGACAGCCCUGUGUACACAGAAAUACUGAGUUUACUUCACCACCAGAUUGUAACAACACCCGAGGACCAGGCAGCAGCCUACUUCUAUUUUUAUCUCCAGGUCAUGAAAAGUGCUUCUCUACACACUGAAAUUGAUUCCAAGUCUACUGUGAAAUUUCUGAGCUACUUGGCGAACCAUUCCCUCAUGAUAGAUGAUGGCAGUUGGUUACUAGGGAACGGGAUCUUGUCAGUCAUUCAAAAUUUACUCAUAUGUCAUGGCACAGAGGACCUGUACCUUGCUGUAGGUGACUUGCUGUUCUACAUGAUGACAUUUUACCGAGAUAUGGAUGUUCGUGACAAAUCCUUGUUCCUGUAUGCCCUGCUCACCUCCUCUACUGAUGAAAAGAUCAGAGGACUCUUACAAACCAUGUCCAGUGCUCAAAGUGUCCAUGAAGCCUUGUCAACAAUACUUCCUGGUGCAUUAGAUAAAAACAAAGGCCAGAUAAUUGUAUUGGAUACACCAAUCUUCUCACUGGACAGGAAAGAUAUCAAAGCUGAAGUAGACAAAACAACACUAACAGAGGAGAAGUCAGAGGCAGGUGAUGCUCUGGAAGAUUACCGACAGAGAUUACAGAGAUGUUCCACGUUACUCACAGCCUCUUACAGCUUGUCCCUGACAAAGGACAAACUUGAGGAAGUAUUUGCUGUAACUGUCCACAUAGAUACAGAGGAUACACUGGACAAAGUCAAAGACUUACACAUUUCCAGAUUAGAAAAGAAAGAUUGUCACCUUGUGACAUUCACUAUAUCACCAAGAAAACCACUGCCAUGCUGUUGCCCUGUUUGGAUUGAGUUUCUGGAAGGGAAGCAGACAUACAAAUGUCAGACUGAUGCUGUGACCUUGACAUUGGAGGAUUUCAUGCUGCCACUACAGACUGACCUGUCUGGGGGCGGGGCAAAUGACCUGUUUGACCUUAUAUGGCAGUGGUGUACAAAUAACAAGGACCAUGAUGAUGGCAAUAACCACGGCAUAGAGUCAGUCAAAGUUCUGCCCAUGUCACUGGCUGAGUUCACAGAAAAGACUGAACAGAAGUUUCAGCAAUAUAAAGUAUUGGAUACGGAUAAUAAAGAUUCUCCAUCUGUGUUGAAGUUUGGGAUGUUCCUUCCAACAAAGUACCAUUUGCUGUUGAACUGUCAUGAGACUAAUGCCAAUGUUUGUGUUUCCAUGGCAACAGAUUUUUAUCCUAUUUUGCCCUAUGUUGAUGCAUUUCUGACAAAACUUUGAUAAACUAUUACAUUUGAACUGGUUAAAAAAAUAAUCAAUGCACACGUUUAAUAGCACAUCAAAUUAUCAAAGGACUAUUACCAAAUAAAUACAAAACUUUUAUCAUGAAAAAAAAUUAUGUGACAGCAAAACUUUGAUAGAUACAGGGCCUGAAAGCUUGUGUAAGUAGAAUCUUGUUCUGCAACAAAUGAGAUAUCUUAUACAUCAGGACAUGUUUAUCACUUUGGAAAGUUGUAUUAAAACGGGUCAGGUUACCGUUUCCAUUUUUCAUCUUGCAUUAUUUGUAUGUACAGUGUAUUUGUAUGAUUGUAUAUGAAAGGGAAGUGCAAUAAAAUUAUUAUUUAUUA